Molecule: messenger RNA, 2772 nt
Organism: Hippocampus zosterae (dwarf seahorse)
Lineage: Eukaryota; Metazoa; Chordata; Actinopteri; Syngnathiformes; Syngnathidae
Exons: 16
Coding region: 617-1630 (337 amino acids)
Source: RefSeq, a predicted model, not a curated record
UUAUUGCCAUUUCCUUUGAGCAUAUAAACUGUACUGAACAAAGACAUGUAUUGAUAUUUUUUCCUUUAUGUCGUUUUUUUUCAUGUCUUUCAUAUUGCGUUUAUAUGUUCGAUAUAUUAAUCAAUUCUGACUGAAUACAAUGCAAACUCUUUUUCUCUCUCAAGUUUGAAAUCCCACAAAGAGUCAGCCCUCUUCAGGACGCCAUUCGUCACAUUUCAUUAAGGACCAACAAAACAGGCAAAUUGUGUGCGAGGUACAUAAAUGCAGUCAAAGGAUGUGAAAUAUUUGCAAAGAGUACAAUCGGCAGAGGACAAUUUGUUGCUGAAUAUCAGGGAUAUAUGAUAAAUGAUGCAGAAUACUAGAGCAGAAGAUGAGUUUACCACCAAUCAUGUGCUGCGUUUAUGUUUGCAUUCAAGUGGAGAGGGAAAACAUGGUGCAAUGAUGCUUCACAAGAAGAUGAGUCAUUUGGGCGACCAGUGAAUGAUGAACACAGGAGGCCAAAUUGCCAGAUGAAAAGGAUUGAUGUGGAUGGUGUGCCACACCUAUGUUUGUUUGCUUUCAAUGACAUUCAAGAGGGAGAAGAAAUGACCGAUGAUUAUGGUGGCGAAGACUGCCCAUGGAGAACACAAAUGACCAGCCUUUACAGUCACAGAUGUGGCUCCUCAACCCUCUGUACUGCCUCAGAGUCAGAUGCAACAUACACCAGAUGACCAAGACAAUACCCAAUGAGACUACUUUAAGAGAAAACUGUUGCGAUACUGCUGGUCCAGGCAACAUACACCAGAUGACCAAGACAAUACCCAAUGAGACUACUUUACAAGAAAACUGUUGCGGUACUGCUGGUCCAGGCAACAUACACCAGAUGACCAAGACAAUACCCAAUGAGACUACUUUACAAGAAAACUGUUGCGAUACUGCUGGUCCAGGCAACAUACACCAGAUGACUAAGACAACACCGAAAGAGGCGACUUUACAUGAACUCUGUUGUGAUAGUGCUGGUCCAAGCAACAUACAUCAGAUGACUAAGACAACACCCAAAGAGGCGACUUUACUUGAACCCUGUUGUGAUACUGCUGGUCCAAGCAAAAUACAUCAGAUGACCAAGACAACACCGAAAGAGGCGACUUUACAUGAACUCUGUUGUGAUAGUGCUGGUCCAAGCAACAUACAUCAGAUGACCAAGACAACACCCAAAGAGGCGACUUUACCUGAACCCUGUUGUGAUAGUGCUGGUCCAAGCAAUAUACAUCAGAUGACCAAGACAACACCCAAAGAGGCGACUUUACCUGAACCCUGUUGUGAUAGUGCUGGUCCAAGCAAUAUACAUCAGAUGACUAAGACAACACCCAAAGAGGCGACUUUACUUGAACCCUGUUGUGAUACUGCUGGUCCAAGCAAAAUACAUCAGAUGACCAAGACAACACCCAAAGAGGCGACUUUACUUGAACCCUGUUGUGAUACUGCUGGUCCAAGCAAAAAAAAAAAAAAAAAAGCUCUGUCAUCCAAGCAGGGCUCAGAGUCAAGCCGCUGCUCCUCCGCAUUGAGAAGAGCCAGAGGAAGUGGCUCAGCCAUCUGUUUAGGAUGCCACCGGGACGCCUCCAUGAAAAGGUGUUUCGGGAGAAAGAAGUGAGAAUGAUAAUCCGUGCCAAUUAACACCCAAGAGACGGACACCAUUUUCAAAUAAAGACAGGCCAUCAUCAGAUGAUGAUGAAAUUCCAUCAAGUAUUCCUGCCAAGAGAUCUUCCUUCAAAGUACUUCUAGGAAAGAGGAAGAGAACUCCCUGGCAGGAAAGCGAAAUAAAGGCAGUGGAAAGGCACAUGAUGGGACUCAUCAAAUCUUUUUGCGUCCCAGGAAAAAUGGAUUGCGAAAGAUGUUUAAGGGCUGAACCAGAAGCCCUUACAACACGAGACUGGCAAACCCUCAAGUAUUAUGUUUAUAACCGCAUUUCGGCUGCCAAAAAGAAAUUGCAGCACAAAUAAGUUUUCAAUCAAUCUGUUGAGGCACUUUUAUUUUCAUUAUGGAUAUUUCACUUUGAAUGUAUUUUAAAACAAUGUCAACAGUUUGUUUGAUGUUUGUUUAAGGUAGACCAUAGGUGUCAAACUCUGGUCCUGGAGGGCCACUGCCCUGCAUGUUUUCCAAGUCUCCCUGUUGCAACACACCUGAUUCAAAUGAUCAGAUCAUCAGCAAGCUCUGGGCAAGCCUGACAUUGAACCUGUUCAUUUGAAUUUGGCUGGAUCUUUGAUUGCAACAACAUGCCAGAAAUGUCUUCCAUUCUCUGAAGCAGACAUAUUCGAGUCACAUGACAUUUAACAAACAAAAUAUAUCAAAAUAGAUUAUUUCAACGAUUAUUAUUCAAAUGAAUUGACUUUCAUUUGACAGUUGGGUUCAGAUGCUUGCCAUUUUUGAUGAGUAAUGCACUUUGUGUGAGGUCCCCAGUAAUCACAUGUACUUGGUAUAGAUCCUGUGUGAAUUAUGUAAAUACAUUUAAAUAUAUUUAAAUUAAGUCCUCAUAAGGCAUGUAAACUGGACUUUUCUGAAGUCCCCAUAUGACAUGGUCCAACCACAUGACUUCAUAAAUUCUGAUAUUUAAAGGUGUUUAUAAGCUAACACCACCACCUUGUGUAUCCCUGAUUUUUUGCAGAGCUCUAUGUCAUUUAGAAAGGGUGGUCCCCGAAAGUGAUGAACUAAAAAGUAGUCCCCACAAAUCACAUAAACCGGUCUGUGUGUGUGUGUGUGUGUGUGUGUGUGUGUGUGUGUCGACAACAGGGAAAA